Maudiozyma saulgeensis is the source of this 1752-nucleotide messenger RNA. The record is from the annotation of a GenBank genome assembly. Lineage: Eukaryota; Fungi; Ascomycota; Saccharomycetes; Saccharomycetales; Saccharomycetaceae.
AUGGACCCUAACAAUGUCAAUCAUCUUGUUUUGCUGUUAAAGUCACCAAAAUCCCAAAAUAUUAAUGCACUUCCAGCAGUUUUAAACAACCUCGUGUAUUAUAUCCCUAGAAUUCAAGUUGAAUCGAGUCUAGUAAAUUUAGUUCAAGCAUUUUUUGAGUCUCCUUUAUUGAUCUAUAUUAAUCCAUUGGAGUUGUUUGAAGCAGGACAGGCUAUUUUCAAGUGGAAGUUACAGAUAUCUGAACCCACAGUCAAGCUGCAUACAUUUUUCAGUAUUUGGAAUGAUCAAUUCCAUCUUUGCCAAUCCUGGACUCUACCUAAAUUAUCCGUUUUGUGUGGUGUUCUCAAAAUGAAGGAUGAGUUUCAUUCUUUACAGAAAGCAUAUUAUGUCGAUGAUAGUGGGCAAUUGACCAAAAUGUUUCAGGAAUGGCGGAAAGAUAUUUUUAUACCUUUAUGGAUUCAAUUGUAUAAUCAAAGCUUCGCUCAGGAUCCGAUUUUAACUGAAAUACUGACAUCUAUUUAUGCUCCAGUUUCUAAAAGAAUAGAUUUAAGAAAUAAAAAUAUGAUCCCGUUAUGGAAUGCGAUAAGUUCAUCCUGUAUGAAGAUUCUUAUUAAGUAUGUUUAUAGAGAAAAUGUUAAUGACCCAAAAGUUACUUUCUAUUUGGAUAACGUGAAUCAUUUUACAAGAAUGUUACAAUUUUCAUUGGUGGAAACGGAUUCUCAGUGUAUUUCUGAUAUAUUAGAUGACCUGAUCAAAGUAUCUUUAGAUUUAUCUCAAUUGGAACUAAAUAGUGUAAUGCCGAACAAGACGUAUGAUAUUCCUUUAUACUCAAGAAAAUUUAUUAGUAUAAUCCUUACGUUACGAUGGUGUCUAGAAUCAAAAAAUUCAAUCCCUGUUGAGUGGUACAAAAAGUCUUUAAUCAUUCUUUAUAAUUUGAAUUAUAUUGCUAACGAUUUUGGUACUGUUGGGUUCGUGUCCUAUGAGUUUGUUCAAGGAGUUUGUAUAAAUGGUAUUCUGGCAUGUAAAAAUAGUAUUGGUGUCACACUUUCAUUGAUUGAAACUUUUGAAAGCUUUGUUGACCCCUCAUUAAGAUAUCCAAAUAAAAUUAACGAUUCAAGGUUAAUAUUUGUCCUAGAGUAUAUUGAUAAUAUUAAUAAGAAAAUAACAGAUUUAGAUAUCAAGUUUGUUACUGAUAUACAAUUUCCGAUAAUAAGUAACCACUUGGUCAGUAGAUUCCAAGAAGUGAGAGAAAGUGCUCAUACUGCAAUGGUAUCAUUACUCUUGAACGGAUCGUGUUCCCCGAUGAUUCUACAGUGGAAAACUAGUCAUAUUCAUGAUUAUGCUUCAAUGGUAAUCAAUCAAUUCAGGAGUGAGAUGUUAACGAAGGAUCAAUUACAAAUAAUUUUCAAAAGCAUUGGAUGUUGUCUGUCCUCAUUACAGACGUUGGAUAGGAACAUUGUAAUGUCUGUAUUACAUCAACUUUAUCGUGCCAUUGUGAAUACGCCAAUUAAGGAUUCGGUCCAACGAGUUGAGCUUAUCAAAUGUCUAAUAUAUCAGUUGCCUUACUGUCAUUCCAGUCAUAUAUGUGAUUGGUUAGAGAAUGUACUUCAGCUUAUUGAUCAGUCAAGAUUGGAGCAGCAAGUUGCUAAUGAAGUUCUGGACUGCACUUGGAAUGUAGUAUCUACUAUGCAUAACGAUGUAUCACUUAGAUGGUGGUACACAAACAUGAUACCUGAUAAAUGUAGGUUCUAA